AAGAAUAUGAACAACGUACAGAAAAGUUUUCCGUUCGUGGAUGUUGGGAAUGGCGAGAAGGAAAAGUCAUAAUCUAUGAAUUUCCUUCUGUACCACAUGAAGUUUGCAUCAAUGCAAUCGUCGAGGAAAUAAAUGAUGGUUGCAGAGGUGCUCAAGCCGACGCAUCAUUUCGCCCGGAUAAACCAGUUGUAACUUCACAAAAUGGGAGUGAUGAAAAUGUGGCUUAUUCCGAAACAUUAGAUCAUGUCGAAGAAGCAUUGUGCUACUGGUUAAGUCCUGGUCGCGCCCAUGAUUGUAUUAUUGUAAAAAUAGAUCCGGUUCCCCAAGGCGAAAUGCCUGUCCGUAUGAGAGUGGAUAAUCCCAUUUGUCCGGUCAAAUCCCAAGAGUUUGCCAAAAAAGUUCGAGCACGUGAUGGAAAAUGA
Molecule: messenger RNA, 422 nt
Organism: Racocetra fulgida
Lineage: Eukaryota; Fungi; Glomeromycota; Glomeromycetes; Diversisporales; Gigasporaceae
Source: the annotation of a GenBank genome assembly